GUCCUGUCUUUUCGACCUCUCCCUCCGGCAUUUCUAAAACCCCGUCGCUCUCUCUCUCUCUCUCUCUACCUCUUCCCAUUCUUCGUCGAGAUGAGGGCUUCAAUGUUGAGGUUGAUCCGAUCGCGGUCGUCCUCCGCCGCCCCGCGGCCGCACCUCCUCCGCCGGGCAUACGGCUCGGAGUCGGUGCCGGAGCGGAAGGUGGCCGUGCUCGGCGCCGCCGGCGGGAUCGGCCAGCCCCUCGCUCUUCUCAUGAAGCUCAACCCUCUCGUCUCCCAGCUCGCCCUCUACGAUAUCGCCGGCACUCCCGGCGUCGCCGCCGACGUCGGCCACAUCAACACCAGAUCUGAGGUUGCUGGAUACGUGGGUGAGGAGCAGCUUGGGCAAGCUUUGGAGGGAUCGGAUGUUGUCAUCAUUCCGGCUGGUGUGCCAAGGAAGCCUGGGAUGACCCGCGAUGAUCUCUUCAACAUUAAUGCUGGCAUUGUCAAGUCCUUGUGUACUGCAAUUGCCAAGUACUGCCCGAAUGCAGUUGUGAACAUGAUUAGCAACCCUGUGAACUCAACAGUGCCAAUUGCUGCUGAGGUCUUUAAGAAGGCAGGGACCUAUAAUGAGAAGAAGCUUUUUGGAGUGACAACCCUUGAUGUUGUUAGGGCCAAAACUUUCUAUGCUGGGAAGGCUAAAGUCCCUGUUGAAGAGGUAAAUGUGCCUGUUGUUGGCGGUCAUGCGGGCAUUACAAUCCUCCCUCUGUUUUCUCAAGCCGUGCCCAAGGCCAAUUUGGCCGAUGAAGACAUCAAGGCGCUUACCAAGCGUACACAAGAUGGAGGGACGGAAGUCGUGGAAGCAAAGGCUGGAAAGGGAUCUGCAACAUUGUCCAUGGCGUAUGCUGGAGCAUUAUUUGCAGAUGCUUGCCUGAAGGGCCUAAAUGGUGUCCCCGAUGUGGUGGAAUGUUCCUUUGUGCAGUCUAGCAUCACUGAACUUCCUUUCUUUGCUUCAAAGGUGAAACUCGGAAAGAAUGGCGUGGAGGAAGUUUUGGAGUUGGGUCCCAUGUCUGACUUUGAGAAGCAAGGGCUGGAAAGCCUGAUUCCUGAGCUCAAAGCUUCUAUUGAGAAGGGGAUCAAGUUUGCCAAUCAGUAACAAUCGGGGAACAAAAGGGUGAUCUCCCCAUUUCGUUUGGAAGCAAGACAGAAAUUUUGCAUCAUUUGUCGGUGUUGUAUUCGUUUUUGUGGCCGAUGGCAUAGGCUGUACUUGAGGAGUAGGUUUCAUAUGAACAUCUUUAAUAAUUAUUGAUCUCACACAAGGAGGGGAAUCAACAUUGAGCUCUUUCAUUGAUUGAGGAACUUUGAAUUGCUGGCAUAGGCAUUAUCUUUGCAAUUUCAUUCA
Eucalyptus grandis is the source of this 1377-nucleotide messenger RNA. RefSeq names its product malate dehydrogenase, mitochondrial. Lineage: Eukaryota; Viridiplantae; Streptophyta; Magnoliopsida; Myrtales; Myrtaceae. The coding region runs from base 91 to 1131 and encodes 346 amino acids. Gene Ontology annotation, biological process: tricarboxylic acid cycle; malate metabolic process. Gene Ontology annotation, molecular function: L-malate dehydrogenase (NAD+) activity. Gene Ontology annotation, cellular component: mitochondrion; cytoplasm. The record is from RefSeq and is a predicted model, not a curated record. The transcript is spliced from 7 exons.